CGCGGCUCCAAACCCGCGCCGCUCCAACUCGUGCGAUUACGAAAGCGCGGAGACGAGACGAUGCUGCUGCAAAGGCGCGGCCUCCUCUGCUGCGGGUGCGGGGGCAGCGCCGCCGGCGUGGCCGCCGGCGGCCGUGCAGCAGCCUUCGGGGACACCGAUGAUGGCCAGCCCGGCGCCAAGAGCACGGCCGCCGGUGCCACCGCGGCGAGGCAGCUGUCGUGGGCGCAGGUGGAGGCCAUGACGGGAGGCUUCACGUCGGCCAUCGUCGGCGAGGGCGGCUUCAGCACCGUGUACCUCGCGCGCCUCGCCGGCUCCCUCGCCGCCGUCAAGGUCCACCGCAGCAGCGAGCGCCUCCACCGCGCGUUCCGCCAGGAGCUCGACGCCCUCCUUCGCGUCCGCCACCCGCACAUCGUCCGCCUCCUCGCCUUCUGCGACCAGCGAGACGAAGGCGUGCUGGUGCUGGAGUUCGCGCCGAACGGGAACCUGCACGAACAGCUCCACAGCGGCGGCAAGGGCGCCGCACCGAUGCCGUGGGCGCGGCGGGUGUCGGUGGCGCUGCAGGUGGCCCGCGCGCUGGAGUACCUCCACGAGCGGUGCGAGCCCCAGGUGGUGCACGGCGACGUGAAGGCGUCGAACGUGCUGCUGGACGCGGGCAUGGGCGCCAGGCUGUGCGACUUCGGGUCUGCGCGCGCGGGGUUCUCGGCGGCCGUCGCCCGGCCGCGUCCCUCGGCGCGCGCCGUGCUGGGGUCCCCCGGGUACGUGGACCCGCACUACCUCCGCUCCGGCGUGGUGACCAAGAAGAGCGACGUGUACAGCUUCGGCGUGCUGCUGCUGGAGCUGCUCACCGGCGCGCAGGCGUUCUGCGACGGCCGGCUCCUGACGGCGGCCGUCGCGCCGAGGAUCAGCUCGGGCGCACGGGCCGGCAAGCUCGUGGACCAGAGGCUGGGGUGCCGGUACGACGGCGACGAGGCGGCGGCCAUGGUGGCGCUGGCGGCGGCGUGCGUCGGGGAGAACCCGAGCCUCCGGCCGUCGAUGGGCGACGUGGUGCGGACCCUGGAGCGGAACGGGCAGGCCUCGAUCUCCACCGUCGGGAGAAGAUCAGACAGCGGCGGCGGGAAGCUAUAGAUUGCAUUGUGUGAUGGUAGCCGUGCCGGCGAGACAUACGUGGCGAGCACUGCAACCGUAGGAUGCGAUUGCUCACCCUAUUAAUUGGGGACGUAUGGUUUGUCUGGACAGGGACUUGAGCGGACCAGCGAAAGCUUCGGGCCGGGAUUGUGCAGUGAUCUUCAUUAUGUUUGGGUGAUGAGUGUUUAUCCAGGCCACAUUAGCAUCAGAGCAAGAGAGCAUGCAGCAGCUCAGAUGAGCGAAGAGGAUUCUCUCUCUCAGUAAUCCAAGUGUGUGCAUGGUAGGAUGGAUUGCAUGUUCGAUUGUGUCGCAUGCAAAAUGUAUUUGUAUGGCUGGUGCAAUUAAUCAGCACAAAAAAUGUGUAGAUUCUCUGCAGUGUAAACCUGUUGAAUGGAUCACAAAAUUGUCCAA
Molecule: messenger RNA, 1536 nt
Organism: Panicum hallii
Lineage: Eukaryota; Viridiplantae; Streptophyta; Magnoliopsida; Poales; Poaceae
Product: probable receptor-like protein kinase At4g10390
Exons: 2
Coding region: 61-1125 (354 amino acids)
Biological process (GO): protein phosphorylation
Cellular component (GO): plasma membrane
Molecular function (GO): protein kinase activity; ATP binding
Source: RefSeq, a predicted model, not a curated record